Molecule: messenger RNA, 1703 nt
Organism: Mya arenaria
Lineage: Eukaryota; Metazoa; Mollusca; Bivalvia; Myida; Myidae
Product: protein FAM210A-like
Exons: 3
Coding region: 122-1033 (303 amino acids)
Cellular component (GO): mitochondrion
Source: RefSeq, a predicted model, not a curated record
AUUAAUGUCGCAAAAGUACGUACCGUAAGCCGCCGGGCAAGAAAUGUCAAAUUUCACGUGUAUUUUUAAACGAUGUUUCCGUGUUUGAAGUGAUUAGGUAAAUGCAGCAUAUUUUUUAAGUAUGCAGACAACAAUUAUAUCAAAGUUUAGGCCAAUUUACCUGGCAGUGCGAUGCUGUCAGCAACGGGGUGUGGCGGUUUGUGGAUGCCAGUUGCAAGUUUCAUCAGCCAGAUUUCCUAGGACAUUGAUAGGUUCUUAUUCUCAACCAUGCAUUUCACCACCAAACCAAUUUCGUUGGUUGAGAACAUUCACCAAAAACCCUCUCAUGUAUUCAGAGGGCAAAUAUUCCUCUACAGAUGAUCCCACACAAAAACAAACUGACAAAGAUCAGACCAAUACAGAAGAAACACAAAAUUCACCAGACAAAAAACCUGAUACUCCAACUGAAUAUGUUGAGAAUACAGAAAAGCUGUCAGUGUUUCAGAGGUUUAAGAAAACCUACAAAGAGCAUGGAAAAGUUCUGGUAGGAGUUCACAUCUUCACAUCUUCAAUAUGGUUUGGCUCAUUCUUCUAUGCAGCCAAAGUUGGAGUGGACGUGAUACCAGUGAUGGAGUGGCUCGGGAUCAGCGAGCGUGUGAUCAGUCCAUUCCGAAGCUCCAGUCUUGGUGAUAUAGCCCUUGCAUAUCUCAUGUAUAAACUGGCCACACCUGCCCGCUACACUGUCACACUUGCUGGGACAAACUUGAUGAUCAAAUACUUAAGAAAGGCUGGUCGCAUUGCUCCGAAAAAGGAGUCGGAGUCAUUCAGAAGUCUUGCAAAAGAUUCCAGAAAGGAGGUUUCUCAGAGGACAAAUAAACUUAGAUUGGAUAUGAAGCAUAGAACCACAAAACUUCAGACAGAUUUUAACAGUCGGAGAAAAGGUUUAACGAGCAGAGUGAAGUCCAAUGUGAAGUUAAGGCAAACCAGUUUAAGAGACAAGUUAAAGAAUAGGAGGAAACAAUUAAGCACUGGUAUCAGGCGUCGAAAAAACUAGCAUGGAGAGUUUUUACAAAGAAGCAGUUUUAAGUACGUGCUUACUUUUUUUCAGCAUUUAGUCCGUACGCAGUCAGUGUUAAACACCAAUGAACUAUUUUAGAACAAAACUUUUAUCGUAUUGCCAGUUGUUUAAGUUUUAUUUAAGGUAGACUAGCAUCAGGGACUCUAUGAUUCAGUCUAAAUUUAGAAAAACAAGUUGAUGAUAAAGAACAUAAAGAACCAAGUUAAAAAAUUGUUUUACCAGAAGGCAAUUUGCUCCUUAUUUAUUCAAGAAGUUCUAUAAAGCAGGACUGCUUACUUUUCAAUCGUUUUUUUUGAAUAUUUAUAUGUGUAUUUAAUACCAUUUACCAGAUGUUCAAGAUAUGCUUGUAUUUCUUUACUAGUUUUAGUAAUAUUUUUUGUCACAAAUGCGCAAUUGAUUUAAGAAAGCAAUUUACCGAUACUUAAUCUGAUUUAAGGCAUCAAUCGAUCAUUAAAGAGAAGUUCUAUAAAGUAGAACUUAGCAGAACUAAGGUACAUGCUUAUUUCUCAACUGUUAAGUGUGAAUACUAGUAUGUGUAUUUUAUAGCAUUAACCAGAUAUUUAAGAUUUACAUGUAUGCUGUUAGUUUAUGAGUUCAUUUUUUAUAAAAUGAGUCUAUUUGUAAUUGAAUAAAUUAUUAAAACUCA